Molecule: messenger RNA, 2397 nt
Organism: Talaromyces marneffei
Lineage: Eukaryota; Fungi; Ascomycota; Eurotiomycetes; Eurotiales; Trichocomaceae
Exons: 3
Coding region: 1-2397 (798 amino acids)
Biological process (GO): actin cortical patch localization
Cellular component (GO): plasma membrane
Source: RefSeq, a predicted model, not a curated record
AUGGCCAAUCCGUUCCCCGCUAAAACACUGACCGGUGAUUCUCAAACCGAGAAAUUCUCAAUCCCAUCCUCGUUUCCGUCGUCCUCACAACUCAGUCUGAGUGGGAAGACCAAACUGUCGCCCGCCGCAUCAUUUCUAAGACGCACCCCAAGUAAUGUGCAACAUGUUCGGCGCCAAUCCGUUCAGCACCCAGACGUCCUCCGCAGCUCGCGGCGAUACAAAUCCCAAUACCCCCUUGACUCUUCCGAGCGCCAUGUCGAAUAUAUCCUUGUGGCCUCGUUCCACAUCGACCGUGGUCCGAUAAUGGAACAUCAAUACCCUGCUGCAAUUAGUGGCGAUGAAAGCAUGCUUGCAGAGCUUAUGCUUCCCGACCAGACGCACGUAAGAAGUCAGGAUUGGACUAUUUUUUUCUUACACAAGGACACAGAGUCUGAUGAUGAAGAUGCGGGGGAAACUAGUAAAAGGCGGAGAAGACGGAAGAGGCAACAGACCGAAACCGAGCAAGGAAGCGAUGAGGAAUUGGCCAACGAUGAAGACCUUCAGUCAGAUGAGCCUGAUAGCACAGAUGACGAGGAAGAUAGCGGAGAAGGACCACCACUCAUGUAUGUCUUGAACUUGGUCAAUACCAAACAAGACAAUACAGCAAGACGUGGUGCUGUUGUCAAAGCCAUGGCUAUCUGUACGCGCCAUUCGUUUCUCCAUAUCUACAAGCCAUUGCUUCUGCUAGCCUUGGAAGAUUAUUUCAAGGCCCCGUACCCAGAGACCCUCGCAUCUUUAUAUAAUGCAGUCAAUGCGAUGGAUCUAUCUUUGUUACCUCGAUUCAACCUCCUCGAGCGAAGUAUUCUACAAGCCAGUGACUCGAAAGACAUGUUUAUCGAAAAGUUUGAGCGCAUGAUCGAACAGCGAGUCGCAGAUGAAGAGUCGGAACGUGAUCCUGAUGCACCUCCAGAGUCACCCACCGUGAAAGCACGCUAUGCCCUACCACGAGAUACGCACGAGUUUGAGUCCAAAGUAGUAUACAGCGAUAUACCAAUUCCAGUCAAGGUCCCUACAGUCAUUUGGCCAGAAACAGUGGGCGACUUUUCGCUCAUCAAACUCAUUCAAAUAUUUGCAACACCACACUCUACGACACCGCAACCAUUUGCGCUUCACCCACAUCUCACGACCAACGGAGCUUAUACCCAUCCUAUUAUUGUCUUAGUCAAUGCCAUGCUCACUCAGAAAAGAGUCAUUUUCCUAGGACAUAAUCGACCAUCAGGAGAAGUAGCAGAAGCUGUAUUAGCUGCGUGUGCUUUGGCAUCUGGCGGUAUUCUUCGCGGGUUUACUCGUCAUGCGUUCCCAUACACUGACCUGACCAAAAUCGAUGAUUUAUUGAAGGUGCCAGGAUUUGUUGCUGGAGUGACCAAUCCCACAUUUGCAAAUCACCCUGAAUGGUGGGAUUUAUUAUGCGAUCUCCCUACCGGCAGGAUGAAGAUUAGCAGUCGGAUUGAACAAGCACCACUAACAGAAGGACUAAAGUUCUUUCUGCAUCCUACUGGCGGCAAUGCAUCCAACCAGGGCGCUGACCUCACAGGCGAUGUAGCCUUUAUGAAUGACAUUCUUCAAAGUAUCAAUCAACGAUACGGCGAAGGGGUGAUCCGUGCCAAGUGGCGGGCAUAUAUCUACAAGUUUACCAGAGUAGCUGCAGCCUUUGAAGAGACAGUCUACGGCGCUUCAGCUGUCCAUAUUAUGGGUCCUCGAGAGGGCACCACGUCAAGUUCUAGUGGUGCUAAAGCGGAUCCGUCAGAUCCGGCAUCACUGCGUGGGCAUGGCUACGUGUGGCCUGAUGAGGUUAGCAAGCAACGAGAACUUGCAGCAUGUGUCCAUAGGAUCGAAGGAUGGCGGAAUACUCGGUCUUACUAUGCAUUCAUUCAGGAUGUUGCUACCUCGUACAAUGCCACUGGUCCUAUUAAACAGAUGGACUUGCAGCAUCACCAUGAUCGACUACGUUCUUUGAAGCUGCCUCCUGAAGAAGCUGCUAACAUAUAUUUUGCUUUCUCGCACGCGAUACGCAAUUACGCUGGGGUGUGCCAAUUGCUGACAGUAACACCGGAGAGCCAGGCAGGAUUGUUCUACGUCAGUCUUGGACUAUUCCAUCCAGACGUCGCAGUACGGGAUUCUACAGCGGACUUACUCGACCGUAUAGCCAGUCAUGAGGCAGGGCGACAUUUUUGGAACCAGGUUGGACGGUUUACAAAGCUGGCAUAUUUCAGGAUUAAACGAGACCGCGAUAGUCUGAUCAGCCCAGCUCUUUCGACGGCUACCCAGGGUGACCCUUUUGGAGGGCCGCUCCGUCAGCAACGGAGUUUGGUCGGCAUUGCUCUUGAGGGCACGAGUGCCACGAACCGGAGGAGCUGA